Acanthochromis polyacanthus (spiny chromis) is the source of this 2817-nucleotide messenger RNA. Its product is annotated as tripartite motif-containing protein 16-like. Gene Ontology annotation, molecular function: zinc ion binding; protein binding. Bases 38 to 1723 code for a protein of 561 amino acids. The record is from RefSeq and is a predicted model, not a curated record. NCBI's taxonomy places the organism in Eukaryota, Metazoa, Chordata, Actinopteri, Pomacentridae. The transcript has a single exon.
AGUGAAACUCACACAGUCACUGGUAGUGAGAGGAGAAAUGGCUCAAAAAGGAGUUCAGCUGGACCGAGAAACCUUCUCUUGUUCCAUCUGUCUGGAUCUCCUGAAGGAUCCGGUGGGUCUCACCUGUGGACACAGCUACUGUAUGAAGUGUAUUAAGGCCCACUGGGAUAGAGAGGACCAGACGAGAAUCUACAGCUGCCCUCAGUGCAGGAAGACUUUCACACCGAGGCCUGAACUGGAGAAAAACACCAUGUUAGCAGCUUUAGUGGAGGAGCUGAAGAAGACUGGACUCCAAGCUGCCGCUGCUGAUCACUGCUAUGCUGGACCUGAAGAUGUGGCCUGCGAUUCCUGUAUUGGGAAAAAACUGAAAGCCUUCAAGUCCUGUUUGGUUUGUUUGGCCUCUUUCUGUGAGAAACACCUUCAGCCUCACUAUGAUGUACCUCCAUUAAAGAAACACCAGUUGGUGGAACCCUCCAAGAGCCUCCAGGAGAACAUCUGCUCUCGUCAUGAUGAGGUGAAGAAGAUGUUCUGUCGUACUGAUCAGCAGUCUAUCUGUUAUCUCUGCUCUGUGGAGGAACAUAAAGGCCAUGACACAGUCUCAGCUGCAGCAGAAAGGACUGAGAGGCAGAAGAAGCUGGAGGUGAGUCGACUGAACAUCCAGCAGUGGAUCCAGGACAGACAGAAAGAUGUGGAGCUGCUUCAACAGGAGCUAAAGGACAUCCACGUCUCUGCUGAUAAAACAGUGGAGGACAGUGUGGAGAUGUUUACCCAGAUGAUCCAUCUCAUCCAGAACAGAAGCUCUGAGGUGGAGCAGCAGAUUAGAACCCAGCAGGAGACCGAAGAGAGUCGAGUCAAAGAGCUUCAGGAGAAGCUGCAGCAAGAUAUCAGGGAUCUGGAGAGGAAAGAUGCUGAGCUGAAGCAGCUCUCAGAUACACCAGAUCACAGCCAGUUUCUCCACAACUACCCCUCAGUGUCAUCACUCAGUGAGUCCACACACUCAUCCAGCAUCAACAUCCGUCCUCUGAGACACUUUGAGGACGUGACAGCAGCUGUGAAAGAGCUCAGAGGUAAACUGCAGGGUGUCCUGAAGGAUACCUGGACAAACAUCUCACUGACAAUCACUCAGCCAGAUGUUUUACUGUCAGAACCAGAACCAGGACCAGGACUAGAACCAAAGACCAGAGCUGGAUUCUUGAAAUAUUCACGUCAAAUCACUCUGGAUCCAAACACAGCAAACGGAAACCUGUUAUUAUCUGAAGGGAACAGAAAAGUAACAUUUACACAUCAGCAACGGUCUCAUCCUCGUCAUCCAGACAGAUUCACUGGACAGCAGCAGGUCCUGAGUAGAGAGAGUCUGACUGGUCGUUGUUACUGGGAGGUGGAGUGGAGAGGACUAGUUGGUGUAUCAGUCGCAUACAAGAAUAUCAGCAGAGAAGGAAGUAGGGAUGAAGUUUUAUUUGGAUACAAUGACAAAUCUUGCGCAUUAUAUUGUUUCCAAGACAGUUAUAAUUUUUGGUACAACAAAAUCUACACUUCCAUCUCAGGUCCCCAGUCCUCCAGAGUAGGAGUUUAUCUGGAUCACAGUGCAGGUAUUCUGUCUUUCUACAGCAUCUCUGAAACCAUGACUCUCCUUCACAGAGUCCAGAUUACAUUCACUGAGCCGCUACACGCUGGAUUUUACAUUAAUCCUGAUGCAAGUGCUGAGUUGUGUGAAGUGAAGUAGGUAACUGAAGGUGCAGUGAGUCUGAUUGUGUCUUUGAUUCUUGGACUCAUUUAGUCUCCAUCAUUGUUGCUCACAGCUCAUUGUUUCAUUUCUACACCGCACAGAGAUCAGCUGUCAAUCGAACAGUGAGCGUCAGCACUCGUUGAUCUUCUCGUUUCUUCUUCUUUUCGUCUCUGACUUUCUUCCUACUUUCUUGACUAAAAUAUGACUUUGAUUUGUCUGGAUGUUUCCAGCCUAGAUGUUGUUUGUUCUCUCGGUCAGCAGAGAGGAUUUAUUUCACAGGACCAACAAGUGGAAAGUGUGAUUUGAUCCAGUUUGGAUGUGCAGACGUUUUGUUGAGUCCCGAUACACAUCAGACAGCAGAUGUUGUAAGGUUGUGGACUUGAUGUUGAUUUUCAUGAAGGUGAAACUUCCCCACAAUGCUGUAGUGUUGGUUCAGUGUGGAAGCAGCGACAAGUUGAGUCUGGUUUUAAAGUAUCAGGACACAAUAAGUGACGUUUGAUGGAAGUUUCUGUUGUUCCUGACAAGUUUUCUGACUCGUCACUGAAUCGCUGAGUGAUGCAGUUUUUACAGCUGAAAUAUUUAAACAUCAACAACAAACAGAAAAUGUGCAUCUGUGUCAGCUUCAGACAGGAAAUCAUUAAAUUCUUGGUUUAUUUUGAAAAUUUUAUUGUAAAUAUUUCCGUGUUUUCAUAUUUCAGUUUCUCAGAAACUAUUUUCCAAUUUAAAAUCUAUGUGGAAAUGUAACAGGAAGUGACUUUUAUUGUGUUUUAUUGUUUUGCUCUCAUUUGAAUUCAUGUUUAUUCAGUUCUAUGCUAGUGAUGCGUUUAAGGAACCAGCUGAGGUGAUGGAAAACUCAGCUUUCUAUUCCAAUGUACUUAAUGUUUCUUUGACAGAGAUAUGUACAGACUGUGUUGUAUUUGGGUUUAUUGUUUGAUUUUCUGGGGAAGUAUGAUCGUGUUUAUUCCAGUCAGUAGUCAUUUCAUUAGUCUCAGAUGGUCAUGUGUCAUUUUGUUGGUUUGUUUUGUUUCUAGAAUGUCGACAAACUUGUGAUUUGGCUUCAUGUUCAUCUGCAAAUAAAUAACGAUAUAUGA